UAACUUCUGUGGAAACAAAACGUAUCUGAGUCUCUGUGUCGUCUGUCUUUGUGAGAGUGAACAACCAUCAAAAUGGCUCAGAAGGGAGUUCUGCUGGACCAGGGCCAGUUCUGUUGUUCUGUCUGUCUGGAUCUACUGAAGGAACCAGUCACUACUGCCUGUGGACACAAUUACUGUAGAAUCUGUAUUGAGGGCUGCUGAGAUCAGGAUGUUCUGAAAGGGGUCUAUAGCUGUCCUCAGUGCAGAGAGACCUUCAUUCCAAGGCCUAAUCUGAGGAAAAAUAACAUGUUGGCUGAUAUGGUGGAGGACCUGAAGAAGACAAGACUCCAGGCUGCUCCCCCUCCUGCUCUGUGCUAUGCUGGACCUGGAGAUGUGGUGUGUGAUUUCUGCACUGGGACCAGAAAGCAGAAAGCCCUCAUGUCCUGUUUGGUGUGUCUGGCCUCUUACUGUGAGACUCACCUCCAACCUCACUAUGAAUUUCGUGCAUUGAAGAAGCACAAGCUGGUCAAAGCCACCGCACAACUACAAGAGAAGAUCUGCUCUCAUCAUGACAAACUGCUGGAGGUUUACUGUCGUACCGAUCAGCAGUGUAUCUGUCUGCUGUGUGUGAUGGAUGAACAUAAAGGCCAUGAUACAGUGUCAGCUGCAGCAGAGAGGAAUGAUAAACAGAGGCAGCUGGGGAUGAGUCAGCAGAAGGUCCAGCAGAGAUUCCAGGAGAGAGAGAAGGAGCUGAAGAAGCUCCAACAGGCUGUGGAGUCUCUCAAGCGCUCUGCACAGGCAGCAGUGGAGGACAGUGAUCAGAUCUUUACUGAGCUGAUCCGCUCCAUUGAGAGAAGGAGCUCUGAGGUGAAGGAGCUGAUCAGAGCCCAAGAGAAGGCUCAAGUGAGUCAAGCUGAAGGACUCCUGGAGCAACUGAAGCAGGAGAUAGCUGAGCUGAGGAAGAGAAGCACUGAGCUGGAGCAGCUCUCACACACAGAGGAUCACAUCCAUUUCCUCCAGAGUUAUCAGUCUCUCUCCAGUAUCAGUGUAUCUUCAGACUUACCCAGCAUCGUUGUCCGUCCUCUUCAGUACUUUGGAGAUGUGAGUAAGACUGUGUCUGAACUGAGAGAGAAACUAGAAGACUUCCUUAAAGGAGAAUGGACCAAGAUCUCCACUACAGUGAAUUUAGUGGAUGUUGUACUGCCUCCAGAGCCCAAGACCAGAGAACAGUUGUUACAAUAUUCCUGUCAGCUCAAACUGGAUCCAAACACAGCAUGCACACUCCUCUCUCUGUCUAAAGGGAACAGAAAGGUGACCUGUACAGACCAAGUCCAACCAUAUCCUGACCAUGGAGACAGAUUCACCAACUACUGUCAGGUUCUGUGUAGAGAGGGUCUGUCUGGACGCUGUUACUGGGAGGUGGAGUGGAGUGGGGAGUGGGUUGAUACAGCAGUCUCAUAUAAAGACAUCAGCAGAACAGAGAGAGGUGGUGGAUUUGGAGACAAUAACAAGUCAUGGAGUUUACAUUGCUCUAGAGGUGGUUAUUGGUUCAGACACAAUAAUAUUAAGACUAAAGUAUCAGGCCCUCAGUCCUCCAGAGUAGGAGUGUACCUGGAUCACAAGGCAGGUACUCUGUCCUUCUACAGUGUCUCUGACACAAUGACCCUCCUCCACAGAGUCCAGACCACAUUCACUCAGACCCUCUAUCCUGGUGUUUGUCUCUAUAGUUAUAAUGAUACUGCUGAGCUGGUUAAACUGUAGUAGGGUCCACAUAGAUACUAGUCAUGCUGGUGUAGUCUAUAGCAUGUUCAAUGUAGAUGUCCAGGAAACCGGCCCUAAAUGUGUCAUCUUUCAUCCUCCCAUACUGCUCAGUCCAGCAACAUUAAACCUGUCCAGCAGGUGGUGGUAUUGACCAAACAAUAAAACCAGCAGAUAUCUUGACUUGCCACUCAGUAUAUCAGUAAUGUUCAGAAUAGUACUUUAAUAUCAUUGGAGAUUGAUGGUCUUUUUAAUCCACUAUCCAGAGUCAGGAACAGAUGAAGUUAGGUCGGCUACUGUUCAGUGAUUAAAUAUGAUUUAUGGUGAUGGGAAAUAAAAAAUACAACACUAAACUUCAUCUAGUAAUAGUUUUCCUUUGUUAUUUAUUCCAAGGUGUGUCUUUAACUUGUAAAUGGAUUGUGUGGAGGUGAGCUAGUGGUGUGGGUGAAUAUUCCAGUUGUGUUUAGGCAUCUUCAUGUCUGACAUCCCCCAGUUCUGUUCAGACCCAUUGAACUGGGUCACAUUCUAAAUGGUG
This is a messenger RNA of Salmo salar (Atlantic salmon), 2272 nucleotides long. Lineage: Eukaryota; Metazoa; Chordata; Actinopteri; Salmoniformes; Salmonidae. The record is from RefSeq and is a predicted model, not a curated record.